Ipomoea triloba (trilobed morning glory) is the source of this 567-nucleotide messenger RNA. Its product is annotated as thioredoxin X, chloroplastic. The transcript has 2 exons. Bases 1 to 567 code for a protein of 188 amino acids. NCBI's taxonomy places the organism in Eukaryota, Viridiplantae, Streptophyta, Magnoliopsida, Solanales, Convolvulaceae. The record is from RefSeq and is a predicted model, not a curated record. Gene Ontology annotation, cellular component: cytoplasm. Gene Ontology annotation, molecular function: protein-disulfide reductase activity; oxidoreductase activity, acting on a sulfur group of donors, disulfide as acceptor.
AUGGGAGUCUUGGGCGCCUUAACUUCAAGCUGGCAGAUUCCGGCGGGUUUGCCCCUCCCUCCGACUCGUACGGUCUCCUUCUCACCACCCGCACCCCCCCGCAACUAUAAAGCAUCCUCUUUUCUUUCUCCCAUCUCCACCACAAGUCUGAGGUGCGGGCGGUUAGGAAAGUGUUCCUCUAUCUCCAAGUCCAGGCUCAGGCUCAGGGUGACCUGCGGAGCUGUAAGGGAGAUAACGCAGAAGGAGUUCUCCGACGUAGUUUUGAAGUCCGAUCGACCCGUUUUAGUGGAGUUCGUCGCCACUUGGUGCGGCCCCUGCCGCUUGAUUGCUCCCGCUAUAGAAUCCCUCGCUCAGGAACAAGAGUAUAGGGAAAAGAUAACAGUGGUUAAGAUUGAUCAUGAUUCAAAUCCUCAGCUGAUCGAAGAGUACAAAGUUUACGGAUUGCCAACUUUGAUUCUCUUCAAAGAUGGAAAGGAAGUAGAAGAGAGCAGAAGGGAAGGCGCAAUAACAAAAGUUAAGCUCAAGAAGCAUCUUGACGGUCUUCUGGAGAGUAUCUGUGCUGUGUAA